UAGAUUCUGAAAGGAACUAUUGAAUGCACAAUUUUAUUUUUCGAUAAUAAUUUUAUAAUAUUUAUCUUCUCUAUUAUAUUUAUUUUGUGAAUUGGAAAUUUUAAGUCAGUAAUAACAACUAGAUGCCUCAUUCAGACUUUUGGCCUUUUGGUGUUGCUGAAAAACCUGUUGUUUGCAGUACAGUUGAUGAUGGUGACUUGAAUAGAGAUUCAAUACUCCUGCAAAAACAGUUGGGUGACAUGGAGAGCGAAGUGAAAGAGAUUCAAAUGGAACUGGAUGCUAUCAAGCGGGAUCGCUUGGAUCUUCACCAGAGGAAAAUCAAUGACGUCAAUAGGGUUAGUGAGCCCGAUCAAAAACCUGACGUUGUUCGAGAUAAUACAGCAUUUAGCGAUGACGGUUCGACAAAGGACCACAGCAGGUCAUCAGAGCUAUCAAAACUCCGAGAAGAACUUAUAAGAGCAAAGAAUGCAGCGGAUCAAGAAAGAUUUCAAAGGGAAAAAUACGAAUCAAAAUUAAAAGUUCUUGAAACGAAAUUAAACGUUAUAUGCUGUACAGAUCUAACAACGGAAGUGAAGGAAAAUAAAAAGUUUACCGAGGAGGAGGUUCAUUCACUGAAAAUUCAGAUACGCGAUUUGAACGAAGAGAUAGAGGAAAUGCGAAUAACUGUUAUGGAAAAAACAGAACAACUUCAAGACUAUCGUGUUAAGUACCUACAAGCCCAACAACAAGUUGAAGAGUUGAAAAGGCAGCUGGAUGUCAUAGAGUUUGAUAAUAAACAAGUAUCUGAUCAAAUCCAAAUUGAAAUACAGAAGAUGAAGAUGCAGUUUCAAGAAAAGUUGCAAGAGCUUUCUCCUUUGCCGGAUCUCCUGAAAGGGGCGCAAAUACAACUUCAAGAAGCCAAACAAAUGCAAAAGCUGGCUGAAGAUAGUUCGCAGCAGCUCUCUAAUGAAUUGAAUCGCGUCAAGGAAAAGCUUGUUAUUGUAGUAAACAAUUUAAGCCAGGAAAAGGCUGAUAAGACGAAAUUGUACGAAGAAAACAAGACGUUGAGAGCUUCCGUUGACGAAAAGCAGAAGGAAGUUGAGGCGCUCAGUAAAGAUAUGGAAGAAAACAAGUACAACUUGUUACGGCUCGAGGAGAAAUUGAUGCAGAACGACGCCCUGUAUAAAGAGAAGAAAUCAGAGUGCAUGCAAUUGUUGAAAGACAUGGAGGAAACGAAGAUUGAGAGCAGCAGGACCUUAAACAGGUUCAAAGAGAGGGCGGAGUCGAUGAGGAGAUAUUUACAUACGCAAAUCACCGAGAUGGAAAGGCAGAUGGUGGCGACGCGAGCGCAGUGCAGACAAUGCCAGAAAGAAAGGGAUGAGCUCCGGCAACGCAUCCUAAUCCAAUUGAACAAUUUACAAGAGAAUUUCGAGAUGUCCGAGAUCAGGCUGCGAACUCUUCAGAAUCAAGUGCUAACUUUGAAGGACAGCUAUAAAGUACUCCUUACGGAUGAGGAACCACCGACGAGCUAUAUCGACAACUGAUUACAGUGUCAGCUCUGAACACGGGAAACCGGAAAACCUAAACUACCUUCUAUACGAUUUUUAAACAGAUUUUGUGUUGUAGUUACCACCAUUUUGAUUAUUUAAAUGCGGUUUCAGGUAGGUAUAUAGGUACAGAAGAUGCGAACAGUUGAAUAAUUGAACAGAUUCGGCUAGCUUUUUUUGUAUACUUAUGUCACCUUAAAAUUAUAAAUACCGUUAGAUUAUAAUCUACCUCGAUUUUAUAAACUGCCGAAAUCCACAUUAUAAACUGCCAAAAGAUUGUGAACCAACACAUACUGUUUACAAGUUAACGAAUUAUUUUUCAGUAGAUUAUAAUCUAUCAAAGUGAAACUUAUUAGUACCAGCCUUCGGCCAGUUGACAAUUUAACGCGCGAUAGAUUGUGAUUUAACAGUUUUACUUCGAUAGAUUAUAAUCUACUGAAAAAUAAUUAUUUGAAUACGGUUUCAUGUAGGUAUAUAGGUACAGAAGAUGCGAGCAGUUGAAUAAUUGAACAAAUUCGGCUAGCUUUUUUUGUAUACCUAUGUCACCUUAAAAUUAUAAAUACCGUUAGAUUACAAUCUACCUCACGACUUUAUAAACUGCCGAAAGCUUGUGAACCAUCACAUACUGUUUACAAGUUAAAGAAUUAUGUUUCAGUAGAUUAUAAUCUAUCGAAGUGAAACUUAUUAGGACCAGCCUUCGGCCAGUUGACAAUUUAACGCGCGACAGAUUGUGAUUUAACAGUUUUACUUCGAUAGAUUAUAAUCUACUGAAAAAUAAUUCAUUAAAUUGUAAGCAGUAUGUGACGGUUCACAAUCUUUCGGCAGUUUAUAAUGUGGAUUUUGGCAGUUUAUAAUGGCGAGAUAGAUUAUAACGUUGUACACUACCUAUAAACUGUAAGAAAGACCUAUCGGUCGUUCUUACAGUAUGCCGUUCUGUGUCCACAGAGUUAGGAUUUUUUUUGGUUAAUUACAAAUUAUUUUUUCUUACACUACACUUUCAUAAAACUAAUUCUAAAGCUGCAAGUUAUUUUCAACACGAAUUUAAUUUCAAUUCACAAAACACUGUUUACAUUCGACAACAAACGAAUUAACAAAUAAAUAUGGUGGACGCGGGGUACAUAACGUUCAACCAAGCACCGCGAGAGGUGCGUUCCGUCGUAAGCCAUUUCACAAUUUGACUGUUUGGCAUAGAUUACAAUCUACCUAAAAUAAUGCGUUAAAUUGUAAACAGUAUGUUACGGUUCACAAUCUUUCGGCAGUUUACCAUCUCGCGACAUAGAUUAUUAUGAUAAUGGUAUUUACAAUUUCACGGUGACGUUAUACUUAUAUAUUACAUAACAAUUGUUGUGAAUACUGGCGUAGAUAAUAAAUAUAUUGUAUUAUUUUGAUAAGUGUAAUUAUUUAGA
Messenger RNA from Chilo suppressalis (striped riceborer), 2932 nucleotides. NCBI's taxonomy places the organism in Eukaryota, Metazoa, Arthropoda, Insecta, Lepidoptera, Crambidae. The record is from the annotation of a GenBank genome assembly.